GAUAUUCCCAGCAGUGCAUUUGGGGUGUAUCCGUGGAAAACUUCAAUUCAAAUAGUGGAGUGAAUAUGACAGAGAGGCAAAACAUAGUUUGUGUAAGUGGUAGUGAAGAUAUCGGAAUCAAAGAAAAACUGAAGCAAAAUGGAUUCCACCUCGUCGAAGCAUCGGGAGCAGGAUAUAAAAUUUUGGCGGUGAUACUAGGUCUGGCAGACGCCUAUUUGUUAUCGAAGGGCACCACGUUCAAAUGGGAUACAUGUGCUCCUCAGGCAAUUUUGAAAUCUCUUGGUGGUGAUAUUGUCAGUUUCAAAGAAAAUAUCGAAUGUCAGGAAAAAAUGAUAACAUACUCAAUUGGAGAGGCUGAUUGCAAUACAAAUGGUAUCAUAGCAUUCAGAAGACGAGACGUGCUGGAGGACAUAACCCAUAUUUUGAAAACUUGAAUUGUUUAUCAUUUAUAUAUUUGUAUCGUGAGAAUGUGGAGGAAUGUGCAGAGCACUGAGCAACCAGUGAAAAAAAUGAAGAAUCAAAACAAAAGUCGAUUUUGUGAUGCACUGUUUGGAACCUUCGGUGAAGUAAUGAA
Messenger RNA from Leptinotarsa decemlineata (Colorado potato beetle), 574 nucleotides. RefSeq names its product Inositol polyphosphate 1-phosphatase (gene Ipp). Gene Ontology annotation, biological process: phosphatidylinositol phosphate biosynthetic process. Gene Ontology annotation, molecular function: inositol-1,4-bisphosphate 1-phosphatase activity. The record is from RefSeq and is a predicted model, not a curated record. Lineage: Eukaryota; Metazoa; Arthropoda; Insecta; Coleoptera; Chrysomelidae.